Micropterus dolomieu (smallmouth bass) is the source of this 988-nucleotide messenger RNA. It is a transcript of the gene ankrd49, whose product is annotated as ankyrin repeat domain 49. The record is from RefSeq and is a predicted model, not a curated record. Lineage: Eukaryota; Metazoa; Chordata; Actinopteri; Centrarchiformes; Centrarchidae. The coding region runs from base 30 to 725 and encodes 231 amino acids. Gene Ontology annotation, molecular function: protein binding. The transcript has 2 exons.
AAUUUCUUUGUGUCUUUCUAUUGCAAGUGAUGGAGUUUCCUGAGGAUUUCAACCAGCUCGAACUUCUGAAUACACAUGGACACCUGAUCCCCCGAGGGGCCAGCAGCCUGUGGACCGGAAGCAAGGAAGAGGAGAAUGAGAUGGAAGAUGAGGAGGGGGACCAUAGUGAGGAGUGGUAUCUAGAAAAAGAAGAAACUCUCAAAGACAAACCAAAGGAGUUCAUACUGUGGGCAGCAGAAAACAAUCGCCUUCCAACAAUCCAGAGGUUGUUAAUUUCCGAUCCCUUGCUGGUGCACUGCUGUGAUGAGGAUCGUUACACUCCACUGCACCGCGCAGCAUACAGCGGCCAUGUUGAUGUUGUUUCUGCUUUACUCGCCGCGGGGUCCAAGGUCAACCCUCGCACCAUCGACGGCUGGACGCCCCUUCACAGCGCCUGCCGCUGGAGCCGCGACACUGUGGCGAGUCUUCUCCUGCAACACGGGGCCGAGCUGAACGCCCAGACCAACGGUGGGCUCACACCACUUCACCUUGCUGCUUCCCACGCCAGCUCCUUAAAAACGGACUCCGCUCACACGUUGGAGCUCCUCCUCUCUCAGCGACACCUGAAGCCGGGGCUCCGCAGCAGCAGCGGGGAGACGGCCAGUGAGGUGGCCCGACGUAGUGGCCCACAUCACUUCCUGUUUGAGAUGGUAGAGGACUGUGUCAGUGUGGUACCCAUCUCAUGAAUGAAAACGCAGAUGUGGACACAUAUUCUCGCAUUUAUGGUUUUUACCCUCUUCUCGUUCUUGCAAGCAGAAUGGGAAGCGGGUACGUGAACGUUUAUUUCACAGAGAAAUGAACCUGAGUUCAUUACUUGAACUUGUGUAUGUAUACACUGGUCAUUAAAUGAGCAGAAUGUUAACAUGCUUUAGCCUCUAUUGAUGUUCCUGGUGUCGAAGCAAUGUCUGUUUUCUACUGAACCACCAUAAUAAAUCAAUGCAAAUGGUAA